Molecule: messenger RNA, 1682 nt
Organism: Hemiscyllium ocellatum (epaulette shark)
Lineage: Eukaryota; Metazoa; Chordata; Chondrichthyes; Orectolobiformes; Hemiscylliidae
Product: serine/threonine-protein kinase 33-like
Exons: 13
Coding region: 258-1529 (423 amino acids)
Biological process (GO): peptidyl-serine phosphorylation; protein autophosphorylation; intracellular signal transduction
Cellular component (GO): cytoplasm; nucleus
Molecular function (GO): calcium/calmodulin-dependent protein kinase activity; ATP binding; calcium-dependent protein serine/threonine kinase activity
Source: RefSeq, a predicted model, not a curated record
GUAAGCUGUUGAGUAGAAACUUCCAACAGAAAUAUGAACCAAAAUGAACGACUCGGGAGGUGAUUAGAGGCAGCUUCCUAGUUGGGUGACUAAAUUAUUUUGUCGAGUAGCUUUUUGCUGUGUGGCAUUUCAGAAUGAUGUACUAAUGGGAACUCGUUAUCAGAAAGGAAUGAAGAAGUAAAAGCUUUUUUUGUACUGGACUCAAUAAUGUCAAGAGUGUGAUAGUUGAACAGAUACUAGAUUGUCAAGGCACAAAAAUGGCUUUCCAGCGAUCUCGUAACAACAGUACAGAAACCACUGUACCUCAUAAAAGGAUAGAGGAUGAGUCUGUUAUCAAGCUGAUCUAUCAGUUUGGACGCAAUCUGGGGAAAGGCAGCUUUGGUGUUGUUGUCCAGGCAACACACAUCUCCACAGAUACAACAUGGGCCAUCAAGAAACUGAACAAGGAAAAGGCUGGGAGCCAUGCUGUGAAAAUGCUGGAGAGGGAGAUUGCCAUCUUGAAGAUGGUGAACCAUGAACAUAUCAUUAAACUAGAAGAGGUUUAUGAAACAACAAAGAAAGUCUAUCUUGUCAUUGAAUUCUGUGAGCUUGGGGAGCUGAAGGGCAUUCUGGAAGAGAAAGGCCAUCUGAGUGAGUCUGAAACAAAACAUAUCAUAUCCAGCUUGGCCAGCGCUAUCUUUUACCUCCACAAGAACGAUAUUAUUCACAGAGAUCUGAAGCUGGAAAACAUCCUGGUAAAAAGUAAUAAUAAUGCAGAUGAUGAAGAACUAAAACUUAAUAUCAAAGUGACGGACUUUGGCUUGUCUGUAUUAAAGGAUGGUGCUGGUGUUGGCAGUGAAUCGAUGUUACAGGACACAUGUGGUACACCUUUAUACAUGGCCCCAGAGAUAAUCAAUAACUAUGACUACAGCCAGCAGUGCGACCUCUGGAGCAUUGGAAUCAUUAUGUAUAUCUUGCUAUGUGGUCAAGCUCCUUUUACAGCUACAACUUCAGAAAAAUUGUAUGAGGAAAUCACAAAAGGGGAGCUAGAUUUUUCUCAUUCAUCUCUGAAGUCUAUUAGUGAGAGCGCUCGCUCAGUAUUGAAAGGCCUUCUGUUAGUGGAUCCAGCUCACAGAAUGACAGCCAGUGAAUUGCUAAAUCACCAUUGGAUAACUGGGGAUGCCAGUAAGAGCAAACGACCCAAAAAUGUGUUGGAAAUGAUGAAACAGUGGAAACUAGAUAACCAUAGCGACAAUGAGGAGGAAGUGGUAAAAGAGAACGGGGUGAAUGAGGAUAAUGACCUUGCCCAAUCAGAAACAGACAUGAAGACUGACCUCAACUUCAGCAAAGCGCUUUCACGUACUACAAAGCCAACAGGUGCAGGUGCGAGACAAAAACGCCAUUCGAUUGACAUCGCACCAUUGCCGGCUACUUUCGCAUCAAAACAUCAUCUGGUGUUCAAUAGAAAAGGCCGACGGAUGUCCGAAUCGGCAAUGAAUCCAGGAAUAUUUAACAAAGUAGCCACUCAGACUUCUCUGCUGAAAAGAUAACUCUUCAUUGAGGAAGCCCAUUAUCAGUAGCUGCAAUAGGUCGAAACCCUAUUGAUCUCCCCAGUUGCCAGCUUACAACCAGCUCUUCAAGUGUGAAACCUGCUUCAAGCUCAGCAUGAGGCCACCUUGCAACCGAGAGAAAUAAUUAUUCUC